This is a messenger RNA of Zychaea mexicana, 2156 nucleotides long. RefSeq lists its product as uncharacterized. Gene Ontology annotation, molecular function: transcription coregulator activity. The record is from RefSeq and is a predicted model, not a curated record. The coding region runs from base 128 to 2098 and encodes 656 amino acids. Lineage: Eukaryota; Fungi; Mucoromycota; Mucoromycetes; Mucorales; Lichtheimiaceae. Gene Ontology annotation, cellular component: Z disc; nucleus. The transcript is spliced from 7 exons.
CUUCUUCUUCUUCUUCUUCUUCUUCUUCAUUACUUAUACUCGUGUCUCUUUCUUGUCACCACACUCACUCACUCACGUACUACAUAUACUUUUGCUUGUCGACCUUUAAAUUUUUACUUUCGCAAAGAUGAUGUGCUGUAACCGUUGUGGCGAUAUUCUGUCGUCGGGCAAAUGCCGAAAAUGUGGUGGCAGACCAGUGGCCUCGAUUAUAGCGAGUAGCGGCAUGAACUCGCCUACGAUUGGAAAGGAAGCCAGUGUCAAGAUUGCAGACAAGUGGCAGAGCCAGUAUGCCAGCGGUAUUCUAGGAAGCCCGCAUACGGUAUUCGAUACCAAGGAACAUCAAGAACCAUUGACUGUCCAAAGCACAGUCAGCACCCCGCUACGUUCAUCGCCAAAGCGCAACAGCAUUCCUGACGCUCUUCUGCUGAGUGGAAGCACACGGAAACAGAAUCCACUGUCCUUGUCUCUUCAAAACAGCUGUGCACAUUGCAGCAAGCGCUUGCGAUACGACAUGCCAUCAUUCCUUGAAUCUGGCUCGUAUUACUGCAAAGAAUGCCACGUAGCACUCUUCAGCAAAGGCCCUUGCGCCAAAUGCAAAAAUCCCGUUUUCCACCAACGCGAUACUUUUGUCGAGCAUGAAACACAAGUGUGGCACAAGGAUUGCUUCCGUUGCCACAACUGCUUUAUCACUCUUGGCGACGCUCCGAUGGUCGAUCUCGAAGCAAGACCUUGCUGUGAACGAUGUUUGAUAGCCCAGUCUGGCGAAGCCCGACAUGCCAAGCUAUCCUACCCUACGACCUCAUCGGGUGCGGGGGGUGAUACCACAGCUGCUUCUACACCUGGACUGGCAACGUCGCCUCUGCGCGACACCAUCAGUUCCGCGGGAUCGGCGGCUUUCUGGUUACCACGGACCCCGCCGCCGGCUUCAUCCUCCCGUCCACGGAUCGAUUCCGUUUUGUUCAACCACUAUCAGAAAUCGUUGCAGGAUGAGCAACAGCAAGUCGCGCGUAAUGCCUCUGCCUCUCCACCGUUGCCACCACUUACGCCAUCGUCCAUGUCGCCUGCUGGAUCGAUUCGCUCUUCACCGUCAGCAAGUCCUGUGUCAGCAGCAUCCAUCAGUCCUUCGCCAUCACCAUUGAGUAGUAGCAGUAGCAGCAGCAGCAGCACAAACGGGGGUGAUUCACCAGUCAUGACUAUCACUAGCCCCAGUACCAACGGGCGUCCACGCCGUCUGUCACAACAACUUCAGCAGCAGCUGUCCAAGUCACUGUCGCAAGAACGAGGAAACAAAAGAAUGUCGACCACUUCAACUAAGCGAACAUGUUUAGGAUGUGGCGAGGCGUUAUUGCACGGCUCUAAAAUCAAGCUGCCAUCUUUAGACGGUGAUGACGCUUGGUAUCAUUAUGACUGCUUAAAGUGUGCUGGUUGCCGUGGUCACUUUACAGACUCUAAAUUUGUUCGCCACGGAAGCCAUGCAAUCUAUCAUCCAAAGUGUCAACCUGCUCCUUCAAGAACAUCCGAAGAUGAAAAACAGCAACAACGACGCCACUACGAAUGCUAUGCUUGCAAGCAAUCCAUCAAAGAAAAAUGCUACGAAAAUGGAUCCAGAACGUAUCAUCCUCAGUGCUUCCGCUGCUACCAAUGUCAUGUUGUUUUACCGUCAGAUCAGCCAUUCUAUGAAGCAUACAACGAGCCUCAUUGUGAAGCAUGUAUCAGCAACAGACGGCCACCCUCCUCACAGACUGCAUCACGACCGCUAUCUAGAAACAGACCCUCGGGCAGUAGCACCAGUACACCACUUUUAUCCAGCCAACGAUCGCUCGACCAUCCUUCUAGCGUCCUGAUGAAUCGAACACGCGCGCUGCCAAAACUCGGAGGGUCCAAGACGUGCCCGCGCUGUCACACAAGCAUUGCGAUUAUGGACGACACACUCGGACCCAAAGCAACACGAUGGCAUAAAAAGUGUUUGCGUUGUGCCGGGUGCUCGAAACAGAUGGAUUCGGGUGCAAGGAUGUCAGAAGAUGCGGAUGGCAAAUGGCUCGUGCACUGCAGAGCCUGCAUGGAUAAAACCGGAUCAAAAACCAAAUUUGUUCGAUAGUUAUCAUCCUAUAUAAGUUACCUGUAGAUUCCAAAUAAACAAUGUCUGUGUAAAUAUA